GGAGCUUAGUGUGAGGAGCUGGAGCUUAGUGUGAGGAGCUGGAGCUGCUGAGAAGCUGAGCCAUUGAAAGCAGCACAGACCAAGUAUGGCUGUGAGUGGUGGGAGUAGCAGGAGCUGGGCACGGCCGGGGCUGGAGGCUGGAAACAUGCCUGCCUGGAAGCUGGAGGUGCUGGAGAGGAAGCGGGCAAAGAUGGGCAGUCUGCCCCCAGCCAGGGAAGGGUCCCCCAAGAGAGGCCGGCCCCAGGAGCGGGGCCCUACAGAGACUUUGGUGCUGCAGGACAGCCUAGGGCCCCUUCAUGAAAACCCUUUUAUCAAGUUGGAGAAAGAGCGGCGGCGCAGGUGGGGCUCCCAGCACUCCCCAGGCAGGAGCCAACAGCAAACCUCCCCUAUUCGGCACUUGCUGGACAUGUACAGCAACGUACCAGGCAUCAGGACCAUCAGGGCUGAGAACAUCAUCAUCAUCGAGUCUGACCCCGGCUACUUCGGCAGGACUUCCGCAGAGGAGAACACAGGGAGCAAACAUCACCGUGACCCAAUGGAGGAGCUGCUGGCCAAAAGGGGCAGCAAAGUGACAGAGAUUAGAGCGUCUGAGGUGGUCAUUUACGAGCCUGACCCUUCCAUGAAGGUCAAUGAGUCAGUUUCUCUAGGCCAGGAGGACAAUGCUGUGUUGGAAGAGGCUGGCAGGGUGAGCAGACUGCUGGAGAAGUUUGACCAUGGCCACAGUAAGCCUGUGCGAACCAGGAGCUGGGAAAAUCUGCUGGAUAGAGACUCUCAGCCCUCACACCGUAAGCCCACCAUGUUGCCAAAGCCUCUUAUCAUUGAGCGGCAAAGCCAAGCACCCGUGAACAAGGCAGCCAAGCGGUCUGGGGAGAUAUCGCCUUCAUCUUCCUCAUUUUUAGAUGAGGACAGUAAACGGUUUCCCUUAAACAAUCCUUCAUGGUUACCUUCCAAACCACCAACUGUCCACUCUAUCCCUGACCCUGGUUUGUUUCAUAAAAGACCUACCAGUCCCGUAUCUCCACCUGCAGUAGUUGCACCUGUUUCCACAACCCCUCUGGUGGUAGGUCCACUAUCGCCUCAUUACGAGACCUCCACAGAUGAGAAGAGUGUGUCAGCUGUGGUGGCAUCCUUUAUUGAAAAGUUUGAAGUGGGCUCCUCACAAAACAAUUUGCCUUUGUCCAAGUUUUUGACUGGGUCCCAGAAGACUGGUAGAAAUACAAUUGUCAUCAACCCAAAAGCCACAUCUUGGAAUUCUACCAGACCUGAAACUAGUGGAAGCCAGGCAAAAGAGAGCCUGCCUCUUACGAAUGGUCAUAUUGACCAGUCCAAUGUAAGUGCUAAGGCAGAUGGCUCUGUAAAAAUAGAAGACCUUCUUUCUAAAAGCAGAAGAAGCAGGGGCUACAAGGUAUCUGAGGGAAGUGGGCAAGUGCCAUCUACUGCAAGUGUUUCUUCUAGUGAGAUCUCCCUUGGGGCCAAAAGCUGGGGGCCAAAGUGUGAGGUAGACCAUGCUAGAACAAUCAUUCCCCCUGAAUCCAGUGCCACUGAAUCAGGUUUGUGUUCAUCGUACAACCACUGUGACCCAGCUUCCAGCAGUGCCACUCCAAACCAGCAAAAGCGAGUGUCUGCCUCAACUAGCACCAAUGACUCUUUCGAGAUCAGGCCAGCUCCAAAACCAGACCUGACGAACAUCGGAGAAAAUGACAUCCAGGCUAAGGCACUCGCAAACAUCCGAAUGCAGUCCAAAAACUCUUUUGUUUUUGUUCCAAAGAAGAGGCAGGCCCCUUCUGCACCAAAACAUGAUACAGCCAUGCAGUCUUCGAUCAACAGGCCAAAAGUAAAAAAUAGUGCUUCCAUAUAUAAUGGUUCCAAGCUGGAUUGCACCGAUGCUCCUUAUGAAAAUGGCAUCCUGUCAAAUGGAGGUGAAAGUUUUUCGGCCAGAGGGGACAUUUCUAAUCCAGUUGAAAGACUGGAGCAGACUGAGUCACAGAAGGCUUCUACAGUGCCCGCACUCUACGACUUUGAUUGGAAGAGUGGUCUUUUACCAGCUCACUCUGCCACUGAAGGACACUCAUUCACUGAUGUUGGCGCAGAGUUGGAGUACAUUAGUAGUGUUCAACAUGACAAAAGAAAUGAUGUCUUACCUGUCACUAACAUACACGAGGGUGUUAUUAAAUCUGAUAUUCCCAUCACAAAUAUUGAUGAUGUAGUCACUAAUGAUGUUGGAGAGCUAAGUCAAGAAAACAAAGCAGACGUGAAAGGAACAGAUUCAUCUGCGCCUUCUUAUCGCCCUCAUGCUUCACUGUCCUCUGUCCGCAAUAAAGUCGGGAAUACGUUCACGGUGGUCCCCAGAAGGAAGCCAAUAACCGAGCAGGAGGCCUUUAGAACACCUAUCAUUGAAGAAGAGGACGAUGAUGAAAGCCGGUCUAAAAGAAAGCCUUCUGAUGGGAAUGAUGCACCUUAUUCUGAACUUGGAGCUUUGCUCAAAAAGCGGUAUCCCACCGUGGAUGAGAUCCAGGUCAUUGGUGGAUACCUCUCACUGUCCAAAUCCUGUCUGUCCAAGAAUGGCUCGACUAGAAAGAAGCUGAAAAUCUCAUUCAAUGAGCAGAACAUACACACCAUGUUUGAAUAUCCCUCUGAAACGUCGUUGGCUGAGGAUGAUGAGAGUGCUGAAGAGUCUGGCUCAGAUUCUGAGGAUGACCAACCAUCCAGCCCCUUCCUACCACGCCCGACGUUUGUCAGCAGCGGGACGAGCACCAACACCCUCCGCACCAACACUACAAACUCAGGUCUCUCCAGCUACACACCCAAACACUCCGUAGAAUACAGCAAAUGGCAGGAGGAGCCCUCCAAGGGGGGAUCAGCAUCUGGGGACAGUACAGCACCCCAAGAAGAGAUGCUCACCCCGGCAGACAGUAACUCCCUCUCAGAUUUCCGUAGUGAGCCGGCUCUGUACUUCUAGAACUUUGUGUGAGAAUCCGUGUACAAAAUACUCCACGUUAGCACCUUUACCAUUGUCAUCACUGCCUCAGCCACAGGAUUUAAUCAUCACAAAUGAACCGGAUCCCAAGGCAAUAGCAGACAUUCACAUUGACGAUGCUGCAAAGGAUUCUGGGAAAUCCCUUUUCCUGCAUUGUGUGGCUUGAAGACUAACUUUAUAAUACUCCUGGAGGGAGAAUCGGGAGCUCCUGCUUAAUGCAGUUUACCAUCCCUCUCCAAAGAAUAUCGGGCUGCCUGAUAAACGUGUAUUUCAGAAAUGGACCAUCCUGCAAAUGGCAGCUUAUUGGGCUGUCUUUAAUGAUUUAAUCGGUGACGCUCCGCUAAUUAUAUUAAUUGGCGAGAUGCGUUUGAGGAUUUGUGGCGUAUGUGGUUUGGCUGAGUCCUACCUAGCACUUUGUGUGAGCGAGGGAUGGCUCUUUCUAGUGGUUUACAGAAUGAUUGAAACCUGGCGUGUUGAAUCUCAGCAUCUGCCUCGAAUUAGAAGCAUGAACAGUGCUACAGAGAUACCUAUGGUAUACAGGCUAAUAUAUAAUCUAUAGUGGAAUUAUUUUAUAGAAAGUUUAAAAUUGAAACUAUGAAAAAUCACUUUAGUGACAUUGCACAAUUAUAGUCCAGCAGUUUAUAAUUAGAGAUGUAUAGAUAUUUUUUU
Messenger RNA from Pelobates fuscus (common spadefoot toad), 3646 nucleotides. RefSeq names its product taperin (gene TPRN). Lineage: Eukaryota; Metazoa; Chordata; Amphibia; Anura; Pelobatidae. The record is from RefSeq and is a predicted model, not a curated record. Gene Ontology annotation, molecular function: phosphatase binding. The transcript is spliced from 4 exons. Bases 86 to 2959 code for a protein of 957 amino acids.